AUUCCAUAUCACUCUUCACGUUUCUCACCAGAUUAUAUCCAAUACUCAAAACCGAUUUAACCAACUCAUCUCCUAAACAAAAACAAAAAUGUAUAUUAUAACAUCAAACUCCAAAUAUUAUAUGAUCUUAAUACUAUCCAUAUUCAGCUUAUUAUUCUCCCUCCAAGUAACUAAUGGAGACUAUGGAGGUUGGCAAGGUGGUCAUGCCACAUUCUACGGUGGCGGCGACGCUUCCGGCACCAUGGGUGGAGCUUGUGGCUAUGGAAAUCUGUAUAGCCAAGGUUACGGAACCAACACCGCGGCUUUGAGUACAGCUCUGUUUAACAACGGACUCACCUGCGGUGCGUGCUACGAGAUGAAGUGCAACGAUGACCCGAGAUGGUGUCUCGGUUCCACUAUCACCGUCACGGCUACAAACUUUUGUCCACCGAACUUGGGUCUCUCCAACGACAAUGGUGGAUGGUGCAAUCCUCCUCUUCAACACUUCGACCUAGCCGAGCCAGCUUUUCUCCAAAUCGCUCAGUAUCGUGCCGGCAUUGUCCCCGUCUCUUUUCGAAGAGUACCGUGUAUGAAGAAAGGAGGGAUAAGGUUUACGAUCAACGGACACUCUUACUUCAACCUCGUUCUGGUCUCAAACGUAGGAGGAGCAGGAGACGUCAAUGCCGUCUCGAUCAGAGGCUCAAAAACAGGGUCGUGGCAAGCAAUGUCUAGGAACUGGGGCCAAAACUGGCAGAGCAAUUCUUACCUCAACGGUCAGAGCCUCUCCUUCCAGGUCACCACCAGCGAUGGUCGGACCGUGGUUAGCAAUGACGUGGCUCCUUCUAAUUGGCAGUUCGGACAAACCUUCCAAGGUGGUCAGUUCUGAGUCCACACUUCAUCCUCUCUAUGUUUUGGUGGUGCUGGUGUGGCUGCGUAUUGCUGAGGUGGCUCGUUAACACCCGCUAAACCUAGCCUUCUUCACUUUCUUUUUUUGUGUCUCUUAUUUACGAGUUGUUGCGUACUAUGAUUGUAUUUCUCGUUCCUACAAAGAAGCAAGUUGAAAUUAAUAAAUCAAAUUUAUACUAGAA
This is a messenger RNA of Raphanus sativus (radish), 1067 nucleotides long. RefSeq names its product expansin-A8. The transcript has 3 exons. The record is from RefSeq and is a predicted model, not a curated record. Lineage: Eukaryota; Viridiplantae; Streptophyta; Magnoliopsida; Brassicales; Brassicaceae. Gene Ontology annotation, cellular component: extracellular region. The coding region runs from base 89 to 865 and encodes 258 amino acids. Gene Ontology annotation, biological process: plant-type cell wall organization.